This is a messenger RNA of Rhodamnia argentea, 2186 nucleotides long. RefSeq names its product probable polygalacturonase. Gene Ontology annotation, biological process: carbohydrate metabolic process. The record is from RefSeq and is a predicted model, not a curated record. Gene Ontology annotation, molecular function: polygalacturonase activity. Lineage: Eukaryota; Viridiplantae; Streptophyta; Magnoliopsida; Myrtales; Myrtaceae. The transcript has 6 exons. Bases 352 to 1722 code for a protein of 456 amino acids.
UGUGAGAUUAUUUUAAUUUGACCCCCUUAUUCUCUUUCGCACUUGACGAGCUUGAUUUGCAUGGGAAAGCUGUCAUUGUCUUCGUGCGUACUGAUUGUGGAAAUUAAUUUAUGUCCCCAUUUAUAUACCAUUAAUGCCAUCGAUUCACAUACAAACACUAGCAGCGCCCCUGUUUUUCUUUCCCUCUCUUGGGGGUGAUUCUUGAAUUUUUCUUCUCCUCCGUUUUCUUUUUUGUUUUGGCUCUAUUGCUGCAAACUGGGUUGUCUGUCUGCAUCGGCUUCUGUCGUCGUCGUCGUCGUCGUCGUCUCUUUGGGUCUUUCUGUUGCACGGACACUUUCUUGACUGAGGAAGAUGCUAGGAGCGUUGCUCUUGCUUCUGGCACUGAGCAAUGCCUUGAAUACAAGAGGAGGAAACAGUGAUGGGCAAUGUGAGUAUAAACUGGCAUUGGAUUUGGAUCCAAGACCGCAUAGCGUGUCCAUAACAGAGUUCGGUGCUGUUGGAGACGGGAAAGCUCUAAACACUGUCGCCUUCCAGAAUGCCAUUUUCUACCUCAAGUCCUUUGCUGACAAGGGAGGCGCUCAGCUUUAUGUGCCUCCCGGAAGGUGGCUCACUGGAAGUUUUAACCUCACCAGCCAUCUCACUCUCUUCUUGGAAAAAGGGGCCACGGUUCUUGCAUCUCAGGACCCAUCUCACUGGGAAAUUGGGGAACCUCUCCCAUCUUAUGGACGCGGAAUAGAAACUCCGGGAAGAAGAUACCGGAGCUUGAUAAAUGGGUAUGGGUUGCACGAUGUGGUGAUAACAGGUGACAAUGGAACUAUCGAUGGUCAAGGCUCGUUUUGGUGGGAGCUAUUCGCCAAUCACUUGUUGAACUACAGUCGCCCUCAUCUUGUGGAAUUUGUAGAGGCAAAGCAUGUAGUGGUUUCUAACAUUACGUUCUUGAAUGCUCCUGCCUAUAACAUCCAUCCAGUCUAUUGCAGCGAUGUGCACAUCCAAAAUGUUUCAAUUAAUGCUUCACCUGAAUCUCCUCGCACUGUUGGCAUCGUACCAGAUUCCUCAGACAAUGUAUGCAUAGAGGAUUGCAGCAUUAGCAUGGGUUAUGACUCCAUCGCGCUCAAGAGUGGAUGGGAUGAGUAUGGAAUUUCCUACAGCAGACCCACCUCUCAUGUGCACAUUAGGCGGGCCUACUUGCAGUCAUUCUCUGGGGCUGCAAUUGCCUUUGGUAGCGAGAUGUCUGGUGGGAUCUCUAAUGUCUACGUGAAUCGUGUCAGCAUAUGUGGCUCAUCAAGUGGCGUAGAAUUCCGAACAACACGGGGCCGAGGCGGCUACAUCGAAGACAUAACCAUAUCUGACGUCGACAUGGAUGACGUCCAAGUGGCAUUUGGUGCUAAGGGUCACUUUGGGUCCCAUCCGGAUGAAAAUUUCGAUCCAAAUGCUCUCCCGGUUUUGCGCUACAUUACUUUACAGAAUGUGGUAGGAAGAAGCAUCGCGGUUGCUGGAAAUUUCACGGGAAUUAGCGAAUCUCCAUUCACUUCCAUCUGUUUGUCUAAUAUCUCCUUAUCCCUCAAAUCUGCUUCAUUGACAUCGUGGACUUGUUCCGACGUUUCGGGUUCUUCCUCAUCUGUGCUUCCCGAACCAUGCCCUGAGCUCGCAGGCUCGUCCUCAAACUCUUCCUCAGCUUGCAUAUCUAGCGUAAAUGCCAUUGGUAAUUCUGCAACCUUGUGACAUGUUCCAUAGAGGAUCAACCCUACCUGUUUUGUAGUUUCAAAUUGGCGCCAGAUUCUUCUACAGGAAGGCGGGACAUGUUCGAAAGAAGAAACCUCAGAGUCCGCCAGUCGAUUCACAUGGCGAUCGAUCACAGCUGUUUAUUCACAAGUUGUUUGUACAGCCUCAUUUCUUCAUUCAUAUUGUAAGGAAAUUUUUGGUAGAAGACAGGGUCACCUCAGAUUGUUUCCUUGUUGUACUUAGCGGCUCUCUCUCUCUCUUUCUUUCUUCUCAUAAUCUUUGUUUGGGGGGGGUGGUGGUGUAACUUCAUUGUAAGGGUUUCUUUUCACUUAUUUGGAGUGACUUCAUGUGAGAUGAGAUCAUAUGUGACUAUAUGAAAAGUGAUUCUUGAUGAGGUCAUGUGGAAGUACAAGCAAGAUGCUCUCUCUUCUUUCAAAGUAAGCAUAUCUUGCUGCAUUCAUCUU